GAUAAUUCAGUCAAGGCUUCUCCCCAACGAGGCGUGCUCGUGGGCAGAGGACCGCGAGUGUCAGUCUAGUGGUCUUAUCCUCGUCUGCACGCCUCUUUUCCUCGUCUACACGCCAGCUUACUUUCCUCACGAUGUUUCGUUCCGAAUGUUCCAAGAUAUUAUGAGAUGUCAGAACUGCGGAGCUCGGUUUACGCGUAGAUUAACAAAAAGAACUCGAUAGAACCGCAUCUGCUCGGCCAAGCUGCUUCGCUCGGGGAGUCUUUACCAUCGCUCGCUCGCACCUAGCCCGAGCGGCACCGCGACAAUCGCCAGCGAUGGCGGCCAUAUCGUCUGCUGCCACGUCACUGGCAGCAGCGAGUGCCACGUCAGCCCGCGUGGUGGUGGGGAUAGAGGGCAUGACGUGCUCCGCGUGUUCGACCGCCGUGGAAACCGCUCUUUCCAGAUUGCCGGGAGUAACGGCCGCUGCCGUGGCGCUGCUGCAGAACCAGGCUCAGAUAACGUUCGACCCGAGCAUCGUUAAUGAGAGCGAAAUAGUCACCGCCGUAGAAGACGCCGGAUUCGACGCUAGAAUCGUCUCCCUUUCUCGGCCCUCCUCGCGUCAGUUAGCCGCUGUCGCCUCCCCGGUUGCUUCCCCAGCUGUCGUCACCAAUGCUUCUCCGGCCGCUUGUGGGGUUGCAGCAGCAGCGGCAUCUGCCACGUCGGCAGCUUCCAUUACUGCCACGUCAGCAGCGGCGCGGGUGGUGGUGGGGAUAGAGGGCAUGACGUGCUCCGCGUGUUCGACCGCCGUGGAAACCGCUCUCUCGAGACUGCCGGGAGUGGCAACUGCCGCGGUGGCGCUGCUGCAGAGUCAGGCUCAGAUCACGUUCGAUCCGAGCAGAGUCAACGAGAGCGAAAUAGUCACCGCCGUAGAAGACGCCGGAUUUGACGCUAGAAUCGUCUCCCUCUCGCGGCCCUCGCGAGCCUCGCAAGCAGCAGAAACCAUCAUGUCGUCGAGGUUUCCCACGGAUCAGAGUCUACUGCCUGCAAAUGCGGCGUCGGACCAAACUUCAGCCGCCGCUUUAUCGAGUCAGCCUACAGCCUCAAUGCCGUCGCAGUCGCAGCCGCUAGUACCAGCAGCAGCAGCUGCAGUUGCGUUGCCGGAUGUAGGGUUACCGACUUCGCAUUCGCCCGGCGUUGUAACAGUGCGGGUGCGAAUAACCGGCAUGACGUGCGCCGCGUGCGUUACGGCGGUUACCACCGCCGUCCAAUCCGCGACAGGCGUGCGCCGCGUGUCCGUGUCGCUCGCCACCGAAACCGCCGAGAUCGCCGUCGAUUCCGCGAUUCUUGGCGUGAAAGAUGCGCUGCGAUUGGUCGAGGACGCCGGAUUCGACGCCGCGAUUCUCGGCACCGACAGCGGGAGCGACCGGCUGAGCGUGACUGUAACGGGGGUGGGAGGCAGGGAUGACGUGGCAGCAGCGGUGGAGGUGGCGGUAUUAACAGUGGCGGGAGUUAGGGAGGUAAGUGUAGAUGCUAGGAGCGGGUGGGUGGAGGUGGAAUAUGACCCGGAAAUCACGGGAAUUAGGGACGUAGUGGGUGCUAUAGAGGCGAUUAGUCUGGUGGGGUUGGGGAUGGGUGGGGAGGAGGAGGGGGGGGAUGAGGAUGAUGAUUGGUUGGGGGAGGUUGGGGAGGAGAGGAGGAGUGAGGAGAGGCAAGAGCAAGGGAGGGAGGGGGAUGAGGAGGGAGGGGUGGAGGAAGGAGAGACGGAGGAAGGGGGGGAGGAGGAAGAGGAGAGGGAGAAAUUGGUCGGCCGAGGGAGGAAGAGGGGCCCUUGGGCAGAGCGGGCUCAUGCGCUCCUGACACUAGUAACGAGAACCCUCAAAACGAGGACAGCGAGAAGAGGGGAUCGGAGGAAUGGAGCGAGCGGAGCGACGGGAAGCGAUGAGAGUGCAAGGAAGGGCGGUUCUCACAGCAGGAAGGGCAGCAGAAAGCAUUCCCCGUCGCUGCGUGUCGCCCUGCCCAGCGUGCUCGGCUCCUACCGCCCCGACCGCUCCUCCGAGCUGCACUCCCUCACGCGCCAGUUCUCCCUCUCGCUCGUCUUCGCCCUCCCCCUCUUCCUCCUCAACCUCCUCUGCUCCCACACGCCCCUUCUCCGCCCGCUGCGCGCCGUCUCCCUCCUCCACGUCACCCUGAUCCAAUGGCUGAAGCUGCUCCUCGCCACGCCGGUCCAGUUCUAUCUGGGCCGUCGAUUCUACAUCGCAGGGUUCAGAUCGCUCCGCCACGGGAGCGCCAACAUGGACGUGCUCGUCUCCCUCGGGACCUCCGCGGCGUACGGCUACUCGCUGCUGACCCUUGCGGUGCAGAUGGGUACGGGGCGGUACCUGGGGCACGACUUCUUCGAGACGUCCGUGAUGCUGAUCGUGUUCAUUCUGGGCGGCAAGUACCUGGAGGCGGUGGCUAAAGGGAAGACGUCCGAGGCCAUUCAGAAGCUGCUGCAACUGGCGCCCGCCACGGCUGUUCUUGUGGACGUGAACGCAGAUGGCAAGGUGGUUUCAGAGAGGGAGGUGGACUCGCGGCUGCUGCAGAGGGGGGAUGUGCUGCGUGUGCUGCCAGGGGCUAGAGUGCCCACAGACGGUGUCAUUGUGGCGGGCACCACCCAUGUGAAUGAAUCUAUGCUGACGGGCGAGUCAGCGCCAGUGGCCAAGGGGCCGGGAUCUCGCCUGCUGGGCGGCACAGUGAAUCUAUCGGCCGGCGUGCUGCUGAGGGCCACUCAGGUGGGCAGCGAGACAGCCCUGGCGCAGAUAGUGUCACUCGUUGAGUCCGCCCAGCUCAGCAAGGCGCCCAUCCAGAAGUUUGCGGACCGCGUGGCGGCUGUCUUUGUGCCGGUGGUGGUGAUGCUGUCUUUGUCCACGUGGCUCUGCUGGUUCAUGGCUGGAAGCAUGGGGUGCAUUUCAUCCUCCAUGUUACCCCCAGGGGUAGACUCCCAGUUCACCCUCCCGCUGCUCUUUGCCAUAGCCGUACUCGUUAUAGCGUGCCCCUGCGCCCUCGGAUUAGCCACCCCCACUGCAGUCAUGGUCGCCACAGGGGUCGGGGCGGCGCAGGGCGUGCUUAUAAAGGGGGGAGAGGCGCUGGAAGCAGCGCAUAAAGUCACAUGCGUGGCGUUUGAUAAGACGGGGACUCUAACGGUGGGAAAGCCAAGGGUGGUGGCAGUGGUGCCAUAUGUUGGUGAUAAUACUGGGUUUGCUACUAACGAGGGGUGUGAUAAUGAGGCCAUGUCUCAAGCCGAGUUGCUCUCCCUAGCAGCGGCUGCAGAGGCCAACUCCGAGCACCCGCUGGGGCGGGCGAUUCUGGACUACGCGCAGCACUACUUUGUCUUUUCCGGGGGAGGCUUUCCUGGGGACGAAACAGCCCUUCCCUCCCCCCUUUCCUCCUCCUCGUCCUCGGCUUCCUCACCCUCCGGGUCGUCUCUCAAGCCCUCUAAGGACGUGAGCUGGAUGAAAGAGGCAAGGGAGUGUGAGGUGCUCGCAGGCAUGGGGGUGCGCUGCUGUGUGGACGGCCGGGUGGUGCUGGUGGGCAGCCGUGGCCUGAUGAAACACCUGGGCGUUCAGGUGCCCGCUCAGGUGGAUCUUCUGUUGCAGGCUCAGGAGGAGGAGGCCAGGACCGGGGUUAUAGUGGCGGUGGGCGGCAGGGAGGGGGGGAGUGAGGAGGGGGGGAGUGUGAGGGUGGGGGAGAACGUGAGGAUUGGGGGAAAUGUGAUGGUGGAAGGGAAGAUGUGGACAAAUGGGAGUGUGAGGGAGGGGGGGAGUGUGAGGGUGGUGGGGAGUGUGGUGAUCAGCGACCCAGUGAGGCGGGAGGCAGCGGUGGUGGUGGAGGGGUUGAGGCGCAUGGGGGUGCGGGCGGUAAUGAUGACGGGGGACAACCGCCGCACCGCCAACGCCGUGGCUCGACAGCUGGGCAUCCAUGAGGUCAUCUCUGAGGUGCUGCCGGCCCACAAGGCGGCUGCCAUCCGCUCCCUGCAGAUGGCACCUCCCCCACUCGGCCCUGCACCGGCCGGCAGCAGCAGGAGCUGCAUGUGUUGCCGGGUAACCGCAUUACUAGGCAGUGCUCUUGGCUGCUGCUCUGCUCUCCCUUGCUCUAUCUGCUCCGCGUGUGCCGCUGCUGCUGGCUUCAGUGGGAACGAGCGCCAGUCAGUGGUGGCCAUGGUGGGCGAUGGGAUCAACGAUGCUCCGGCUCUGGCCGCAGCCGACGUGGGGAUUGCCAUUGGCGCCGGCACCGACGUCGCGAUCGAGGCGGCGGAUUUUGUCCUCAUGCGGUCAAACCUGGAGGAUGUAAUCACGGCGCUGGAUCUCGCGAGGAAGACCUUUUCUAGAAUCCGAUGGAACUACGUGUUCGCCAUGGGGUACAAUGUGCUGCUCAUUCCAUUGGCGGCCGGCGUGCUGUACCCGGUGUUUAUGGUGCGGCUGCCUCCCUGGCUGGCCGGCGCAAUGAUGGCGAUGUCGUCUGUUAGCGUGGUGUGCUCGUCGCUGCUACUGCGGAUGUACCGCCGGCCCAAGCUGCCCGAGCUGCUGUUCGGCACGAUGAAGAAAAGGGCGGGAAGCUUCUCGCAGAAACUAGGAGCGGGAGAGGAGGAGAGGGGGUAGCUUCUUGAGAGGCAGACUAGAGGAGGGGAUUGCUGCUGCUGAAGCUGCCCGAGCUGCUGUUUGGCAAGACGAAGAACCCGGGGGGAGGCUUCUCACACAAACUAGAUAUGGGAGAUGAGGAUUCGGGGGAUGGGUAGCGUCUGAGACCAACUAGAAGAGGGCGGAUUACUGCUGCUGAGGGUGCAUCGCCGGCCGAAGCGAGCCUGCUGUUUGGGAUGAUGGAGAUAAGGGCGAGCUUCUGACGGAGGGGGGAGGGUAGCUUCUGAGGCGACUGAAUUGGCAACUGCUGACGAGGGGAGAGAGGGGGGGGGGGGGGGGGGACUGACUUUUGAAUCAAGUGGACGCAGCUGAGUGGCAGCACCUGUAGGUGUAAGAGAGGGUCUUGCAGGCAGUUGUAAGAGCGGAUUAUCCCGCAGCUGCAGUUCAAAGUAAAGCUUGUAGGCAAUGAUGGCAGCAGCUUGCAUUGAUGUUGGCAGCGGACGCAGUAGGUAUGUGAGGGGGGGGAUCGGCAGCAAAAGUAGUGGUGGCAGUGGGGUGGGAAAUAAGGCGAGGGUACCUGCUUACCCUCUUUGUAGGGCGUCUGUUAUUUGUAGCCUUUAUCCACGCUUGCAUGUAGGUUUGGGAACGGUAAGUCUUGUGGGAUGGGAUGGGACUCCGCGGAUUCUGAUUUGUUUUGGCUCGAGCAUUGUGUACGUGUGAGAUUUGUUUCCCCUUUGUGUUCAUCUUCAGAUGCAAGAUUAAUGUGCCGGGUUGUAGGGAACCAGAAUUUGCUUUGUGCAGCUGUGUUUGUAAAAAAUCAAAUGUUCGAUUGAUG
Messenger RNA from Closterium sp. NIES-67, 5430 nucleotides. Lineage: Eukaryota; Viridiplantae; Streptophyta; Zygnematophyceae; Desmidiales; Closteriaceae. The record is from the annotation of a GenBank genome assembly.